CUCUUGGCAUUUGGCAGUUCCAGUGGCGGAUGAUAAUUGUGGACCAGUUAGCUGUGUAGCUUUCGCAGCCAAUGAUGACCACUUGAUAGCCAUAGCUACUACUCGCGGACAUCUAAUGGUGGCUGAGAUUGAUCCGGAUAAACAAGUGGUAUAUAAGAGCAGUUGGAAUAUCAUCUACCAGUGCAACACAUUUACCAAACAUGCCAUCAAUAUUCUUAAAUGGGAUUCAUAUUAUGACUAUCGGCUUUACAUAUGCGAUGAAAAUGGACAGACAUUUGUGUUGCAUAACGUGCGUGAUAUGAAAAAUUUGAUGGUUAUGCCACAGCCAUAUGUCAUCUUAAAACUAAUGGCUAAAAUCUAUCAAUUGGAAGUGUUUGGAGACUUAUUACUGUUAUCGACUCAAUACAAGUGUGUCCUAUAUGAUACCUGUGCCGGUGAACUGACCCAAAUCGGCAAACGCACCAUUAAGUCAGAUACCAGGUAUGGAGUGUGCUUUUUUGCCAAAUACCUGAUCGCCAGUAGGGAUAGCCUUAUUUAUAACUGUAUUUACUGUUCACGACCCAAAUCACGGCUCUGGGAAUGCGAUCUCAAAGGAAACGUCAAAUUUACUCACAUUUUUAAAGAUUUACUCAUCAAUCAAGUGUCCCAACAGAUAGUUAAUGGUGAAGACAUUUGUCUUGCGAGAAGUGAUGGUAUUGGAUGUAAUGUUGAAAAAGAUAGCAAAGAAAACAGGGAUACCACUGAUGGCACGCGUCCGGCACCGACUCAAAUGCCAACAUUUGAGAAACUGUGUGCCAUAACUGUUGACUGCGAGGACAUGAAUCUUAUGGUAACCUAUAAUAACGGUCCCAAAGUGUGUCUAUAUAUCAUAAAUCCCAUCAAUGCCUCUAUUGUCAGCUAUUGUGUAUUAAACGUGUCUUACAUUCACGAUAUGUAUUGCUUGAAUAGCGACAUAUAUCUGCUAUUUGAUCAUCAAAAAGGAGACAAAAGGCCAAAGAUGGCGAAGAUCUCGUUUCUAACUCUUGAACAAUGUCUUCAAGUAUUUGUCGAGAACAAUGAGUUUACAAAAGGUGCCGACUUUCUGGUAAAACAUUUACAGUAUUUCAAUGAAACCUAUUGUCAAUCAACAAAAAUCAAUAAAACUAAAAGUUAUUUAACAUUCAAUAAACUCGUUCAACACCUUUGGUCUAAUUUAAAGGGCAUUAAAAUGCACGAAAAAUAUCAAAUAAUACAACAUCUUAUCUCGGAUACCAAUAAUGACGAUAAUAAUGAUGAUAACCAACCAAUUGAUGAAAGCCGUGAAGUGCUUCUUAGUUCGUCAUCAACUGAAUCGAUGACUUCCGAUACCUAUUCUAAUAAAGUCUAUACUAAUGGUAUGUAUUUAACGAAUAAGUUGGGUCUGGGAUUGGGUUGUGAUUAUGACUAUCCAGGAAUUGAUGUAAUGGAUAUCGGGUUUACUGAACUGAAAAAACUUAAAAACAUUGUUUUAUCAAAGUUUAACAAUAAUACUAACCAAUUGUCGAUUACUGACAUCAAUAAUUUGGAGCCACCGCUACUUUCAUCAGAUAUCAGACAAAAACAACACCAAAAGCUGAUAACAAUUGCAUCAACAACUCAAACAACAAUACAACCGAUUCAGGAAAAUAAUAGCCAACAAAACAAUAACGAAAUCAAUUGUUUUCUAAAUGAAUCCGAGAUGAAUAAAUCAGAUGAUGAUAACAGCAAACAAAACUAUUUAAUAAUAUGUAUGGAAAAUAUGGAAAAGGAUUUAGAAAACAGCGGUGCCCUAAAAAACUAUAGGUGCGAAUGUAGUGCACCACUUCCUGGCUCUCAUCAUAAUCCGUGUGAAUUACAACAACAGAUCCAUGAAUUUCUUAUGGAUAACAAAGAAUUGUUAGAGUAUUCGGUGUUUGAUUUGCUGGACAUCAGUAAACGUACGGCCAUUUGGUCAUUACAUAUGAACCUAAUGCUCGGUAGCGGCGAAUACGAGAAAUACUUAAAAUACUGUCUUAUGUUGAAUGAUAUGAAACUGUUGGACAAUAUUCAGAACUACUUAUUUUCCACUGAAAAGUUUGACCAACUUUUGAAACUUUUUGUGAACCAACGAGACUUCGGCGACGAUUGUAUUGUAAGAUGUCUUGAAUGCGGUGAAAAUGUAAUCAAAAAUAACGACAAUAUUAUUACCGAUAAUAGUAUUAAAUGGGAAACAAUUAUGACAUAUUGUGUUAGGACUAUUGGCGCCGACGAAGCCAUCACUUUGUUGAAGAACUUUAUCGACAGAAACCCUUUUUUUUCCAUUGAUUUCUAUUUGUUAUUAUUAAGACUUAGAAUGAUAUCUGUAUACCAAUCGCCGGUCACUCGGGAAAAGCUAAACAAACUGAUGGCUCAUUUGAACACAACAAUGCCCGACACACUAAAGUCACCGACGGUUACCAGAUAUCCAUCGGCUAGCAGUUUAACCGCCGGUAUUUCAACCACUAGUUUACCGUCGAACCAGUGGUCAAAUGGUUUUAAAAUAAUUCUUAGCGAAGAAAUUUGCAGUAAAUGUCGAAAAAGUUUUGUUAGAAAUGAUAAAUUAAAAUCAAAUGAAAACAAAUCAAAUGAAAAGUUAGUGGUAUUUAGUUGUAAGCAUAUCUAUCAUAAAAAGUGUCUUAAAUUGCAAAACACUUGCAUUUUAUGUGAUAAACAUAUUAAAUAA
Messenger RNA from Oppia nitens, 2698 nucleotides. RefSeq lists its product as uncharacterized. Lineage: Eukaryota; Metazoa; Arthropoda; Arachnida; Sarcoptiformes; Oppiidae. The record is from RefSeq and is a predicted model, not a curated record. The coding region runs from base 116 to 2698 and encodes 860 amino acids. The transcript is spliced from 2 exons.